AUGCAACCCGCCAAAGACGACGCGGGCAGUGCGGAUCCAGAUGCUACACGAAACAAGCCUUUUCGCAAAGAGGCUGCCAAUGUCAUCGUUGCAUUUGAGGCGCAUGCCGGUGGAGGAAACAGCGAUGAAGGCAACGAGACCGACAGAGAGAAAAUGCGCAUGUCCUUCAAGACGUGUUACGACCCACCUGUUGUGACAUUCAGGUUCAAUGUAACCGUCUUUGGCCAUGGCUCUGGCAAGAAGAAACAGAAAACGACUCUGUAUUUCGAAGUGCCCCGACAUCACAUCUAUUCGCUUGAACAGACCCAUCAUGUCGACAUGACUACGGUUCCAGAAAUGGACCAAGAUAUCAUUCCCAAGCUUCUGGGCGGCAUCACACGCGUGCGGUUCCAACUCAAUCACCCUGGCAACCUCAUUCAACCUAUCGAAGAUCUCUCUCUAAAGCCAGCUUCCCAACGCACACUCCAAACAAUGACCUUGUUGGCGACAGUCCUCGAAUUUGUCGUUUUCAUGCCACACACAACAUUGUCGAAAGAACAAUUUCAAUACCUCGAGCAAGCCAUCACAUCACCAAUCUCUUUCGAUGAUCAACAGCAGCAGGAAAAGGAGCAGGAAUGGUGGCUACGGGCUUUAUAUGGUGGGGCUGGCGGCAAGGUGUUGAAUGCCUGCACUGCGACUGUUGAUUCCCAGGCCAUCCAACGCAAGGAUACCAGCACAGCGUCUGAAUCGGGUGACUCGACUGUUGCAGCAGCCACUCCGCCAGCAUAUAAGAGAUCAGAUAAGCCUGUCGAAGGUCUUCCUGCACCUUCAAAAACCAACGACUGGAUCACCGAGUCCGAUGCAAGCGACCUGGUAGUCACGGCUAGUCCACCUCCCUACCAGGCAUCCGAGGGCAAGGCUAGCACAGCAGCCGACUCACCGAGAAAGAGAUUACGUGACAGUGCAAAGCUCGACGCCAAGUCUUCCCGACGGCGCUUGGAUGGUCAAAGAUUGUCGACGGCCGAUGCUGAAGCAUACAGCGAGCGCUUGGCCGGCGACCUGCGUGUUGAAAAGAAUGAAGAAGUUAAUCUCAAUAUGUCAUAUCCUGUGGCCAUGUUUCUAUCCAAAUUCAACGAGGUACUCAGAAGAACUCAAGACUUGGAAGAUGAAAACAGCGCCCUCAAAGAUGAGCUAUGUGCAAUGCGGAAAACCCAGGACCAAAUCAGUGCCGAGCUCAAGGAAAUGAAAGCUCGAAAUCAGUCACAAGUAGAGAGGAUUCAAGGCUUGGAGAAUAAAAACGUAGACCUGGAAACUCAAGUUGCUGGCUUGGAGCAAUGUCACGACGCCAUCGAAGAACGUCAACUCGAACUCGAGGAACGGCAGGGGAAAGCCGAGGACAAGUGUGACAACAUCGAGAUGGAGAUUAUCGAUCAGGUACACACUGCCUUGAGGAAUAGACUCAUAGAUGCGUUGGAGACAAUGUGA
Pestalotiopsis fici W106-1 is the source of this 1464-nucleotide messenger RNA. RefSeq lists its product as uncharacterized. The coding region runs from base 1 to 1464 and encodes 487 amino acids. The transcript has a single exon. Lineage: Eukaryota; Fungi; Ascomycota; Sordariomycetes; Amphisphaeriales; Sporocadaceae. The record is from RefSeq and is a predicted model, not a curated record.